This is a messenger RNA of Drosophila arizonae, 1872 nucleotides long. It is a transcript of the gene Lint-O, whose product is annotated as L(3)mbt interactor in ovarian somatic cells. Gene Ontology annotation, molecular function: histone binding; chromatin binding. Gene Ontology annotation, biological process: negative regulation of DNA-templated transcription. The record is from RefSeq and is a predicted model, not a curated record. Lineage: Eukaryota; Metazoa; Arthropoda; Insecta; Diptera; Drosophilidae. Gene Ontology annotation, cellular component: nucleus; PRC1 complex.
CAAGCGACGAGCGCGCAUUGCAGCGGAGGUAAAAAUUCAUUUUGGUUGGGUUUUAAAAUAUUAAAUAAGCUCAAUAUGAAGCGUGGAAAGGACGAGGACAAAGAUGAUGCUGCACUUAUUAACAGCAGCAACAAUAACAAUAAUAAUUCUAAAACUAACAAGGAAUCGCCAAACAUCGGCAGCAACAGCACCGAUGCCAAUAGCAGCGGCAACAACAACACGCCCUGCACAGUCCGCACCACGGGCCGCGUGAAGAAACCAAAGCAGGUAUAUGAUCCCUCUGAUAAUUAUGUAUCACGCGGAUCGCGCAACUCGUUGCCUGCGGCGGCAUCGUCAUCGCAAUCGCAGGCAACACCAGCCAAUGCAAAUGCAUUGCAACAGCAGUCCACGGUGUCGCAAUCGCCGGCCUCCUCGCAGUCCCAGUCCCAGUCGGAGGCUCAACCGCAGGCGCAGUCCUCGGCAUCUCAAUCAAAGCCAGCUAAUCAGCAGGCAGCGCUUGCUGCCGAGCGGCCAUCCACUUCAGCUGCCAAGGAGGAUGCCAAGGAGACGGUGCCAGUGCCCACCGUGGAACAGCAGCGCAAUUUUGAUACAUGCAUGAAGUGCGGCAAGAGCGAGGCAAAGCGUGGCUCCGGCUACAAAAGCAACUUUCUCACCUGCAAGUCAUGCGCCUUGAAAUGGCACUUCGCUUGCUUGCCGAUCACAUUUGAAGUUCUUACGAAUGCACGUAAGAAGUUCAAGUGCGAGAAGUGCCGCCGCUGUUUCACUUGCAUGAGCAACAAGGCCAAGGACAAGGUCAAGGAGAUGAUUAUGUGCAGUAUCUGCGCCAAUGCCUAUCACUUGGGUUGCCACUGGCCGGCGAUCAUGCGCGACAAGUUGAACGACCCGAAGUGGAAGUGCGACACUUGCUGCCCCAACUACAAUCCGUAUAACGGUGAGGCAGAUGAGGUUACCAAAAUCCAACCGAAAUCUCCGCCGCGCAAGUCGAAGGCUGGGCGCAAGAAGCGGGCCACUUCUGAUCCAGCUGCUGCAGCUGUCGUUGCCAAGAAGGCGGCUUUGCAGCAAAGCCACAAUAAGAAUGAGAACACUGAGAAUUCAAAGCCCAUCAUCAUCAGCAACAAUAAUAACAACAACAGCAACAACAUUAAGAACAACAACGACAACAACACCAACAAGCCGUCGACCAUUGUAUCCCAGACUCCCGACAACGACGAUGUCGUCCAAGUCAUCUCAAAGGAUGAGAUCGAUGUAGUUAACGGCAUCAUUGACUUGGCACCGCUGACAAAUUACUCGUCAGACACUUCGCUCCCCACUCUGACAUUUGUGGUGUCGCAGGAAGACAAAGAAACCGACGAUAGCGUGGAAAUUAUUGAGGACGUAGAGGACAUUGUAGUAGUAUCUGCAUCUUUGUCUCCACCCGUAGACGAGCAGAUUCUCUCAACGGAGACUGUGCAGACCUGGAGCAUUGACGAUGUGGUGGACUAUGUCGAGAAGUUCUAUCCGCGAGAAGCUGAUGUCUUUAGGACCCAGGAAAUCGAUGGCGCCGCCUUGAUGGUGCUGUCGCGCCAGGACGUCAUCGAUCGCUUCGGCUUGAAGCUGGGCCCAGCACUGCGCAUAUACGAGCUGGUCCUUAGCCUACAGACAUCGACGGACGACGUUAGCAUUGGCUGGUGUGAUUAGCCAUCGGCUCUUUGUUCUUCCCCAGCUUUAUUGGCUACUUUUUACUAAAUACUUCAUAUUUUUUACUUUGUUAUGUGCACGCUCCGUGGAUGAAAACUCUGUGUAAGUUCGUUAGUUUAGGAUCACUGGAAGAUCGACGAAGACCCAUUUAAUUUCCUCAUUUCAUGUUACUCAUUCAUAUGUAUAUUUUACUCA